AUGGGUAUAGGUAUAGUUGCGCCGCCAACCGCCUCGAGGCUCCAUCGCUCUUCGUCGGCGGGCUAUUCAUCGAUGCGAGCCUCGUCGGAGCGGUACUGCCGACAAGCGAGGGAUGGUACGUGGCUGGUGAGCUCAAAGAGCAAUGGCCGCAGUGGUGACGGCACUUGGUCGACAGGCAGAGGUCAUUGCGGCCGUAACGGCACUUGGUCGACAGGAAGACGAGAUCAUCGCGGCCGUGACGGCACUUGGUCGGCAGGCAGACGAGGUCAUUACGGCCGUAACGGCACUUGGUCGGCAGGCAGACGAGAUCAUUGCGGCCGUGACGGCACUUGGUCGACAGGCAGACGAGAUCAUCGCGGCCGUGACGGCACUUGGUCGACAGGCAGACGGGGUCAUCAUGGCCGUACCGACACUACUCCGUCCGCAAGACGGGAAUCCUCGGUGUGCUUUGCUUCGCGCAAUCCCAAGUCGAAAGGCGGAUGCCGAAGAUUGAUCGAAUCGGAGAGCCGGUAA
Molecule: messenger RNA, 513 nt
Organism: Drechmeria coniospora
Lineage: Eukaryota; Fungi; Ascomycota; Sordariomycetes; Hypocreales; Ophiocordycipitaceae
Exons: 1
Coding region: 1-513 (170 amino acids)
Source: RefSeq, a predicted model, not a curated record